AUGACAGCUGCCAGCCCGGCCUGCAGCCCCACCUCCUCCUCCCACUCCUCACCUGCCUGCCUCCCCGCCUGCCGCAGACACCUGAGGAAGACCGAAGCCCUCCAGAUCCGCCUGCACCUGGGUUCGGCCCCGGGCGUGUGGCUGCUGCUGGGCGUGGUGGUGGUGCUGGUGGGCAUGAGCGUGGCUGUGGCGGGCUACGUCUCGGCGGCGCCCAAACCGGUGGGAGGCCGAGGCAGCACCCACGUGGAGAGGAUGAAGCUGGCCGGGCCCGUGGUCAUGGGAGUGGGCCUCUUCAUCUUCAUCUGCGCCGCCACGCUGCUCUACGAGAACCGGGAUCGAGAGGUCCUGAGGAUGGAGACGCCGGACGACCUGGAGGACCUGAAGGGGGGUAGCUGCUGGGAGGACUCUCAGGACCAGCACAGCUUCGGUUGCCAGGAGCAGUGGGAGGGCAAAGCCGGAGAGCCGGCGUCCUGGGCCACUCCGGCCCACAUCCUCCCCCUCGCCAACCCACCUCUGCCCGCUCGCUCCAGCAGAUACAGCGCCAGCAGCGGGCCGUCACUGCCAAACCCUCCUGCGGAUGAUAAAGAGGAGGAGGAGGGACGGUUGACGCUGCUGGCCCGAGUUCUGCACCACCAGGAGCCGGUUCCUCACCCGUCCUCCCCCCGCCUGUCCGUGUCACGCUGCUCCGUGUACUCGGACUCCUGCAACUCCAGCGAGAUCAACUUCAACAUUCGGACAGAGUCCUCGGCGCACCACUGA
Molecule: messenger RNA, 759 nt
Organism: Stegastes partitus (bicolor damselfish)
Lineage: Eukaryota; Metazoa; Chordata; Actinopteri; Pomacentridae
Source: RefSeq, a predicted model, not a curated record